CCUCAAAAUCGCUAAAAAGUGUAAAUUACUAGAGAUCAAUAUAUCACCAAAAAUGUCUAAAAUACCUGCAUUAAUAAAUUUUGCGACGAAACGCCAUUUUUCUUUAACAUUACCAAGGGAAGGUAAGCGAAACUUUCGAAAAUUCGUGAUCGCUAACAAGAGAGGUUCAAUGCUUCAUAAGAAGAGACAGGCUGGUCCAAAUCCUGAAUUACCGGUAGACAAACGAGGGGUUCGCGAUGUAGGCUAUUAUGUGAACGGCCGCUUCAUGGAGGUCCAAGAAAUGAUCCCGGAACUCAUUGUUCCGGAUUUGAAAGGUUGUGAUUUAAAGCCUUAUGUGUCUUAUAAAGCUGUGGAUGUAACACAGAGUGAAUUCUCGCCGCAGCAGUUGUUUGAUGCGGUGUAUAGCAAGAAAAUCGUCACAGAUUAUAAAAAAGGCAAAUUAGAUGCAGACGGACAACCCGUAGAGCCAUCUGAAGAAGAGAAACUCCAACCAGAAGAAGCUGUGGCAAGAGCAAAAAGAACAGGCUCUGAUAUAUUUUAGAAUCUAGUAUAUUAUGUAAUGAGCUUUAAGUAGUUAAUAUU
Messenger RNA from Hyposmocoma kahamanoa, 582 nucleotides. It is a transcript of the gene mRpL41, whose product is annotated as 39S ribosomal protein L41, mitochondrial. The transcript has a single exon. Gene Ontology annotation, cellular component: mitochondrial large ribosomal subunit. The record is from RefSeq and is a predicted model, not a curated record. NCBI's taxonomy places the organism in Eukaryota, Metazoa, Arthropoda, Insecta, Lepidoptera, Cosmopterigidae. The coding region runs from base 53 to 541 and encodes 162 amino acids. Gene Ontology annotation, biological process: translation. Gene Ontology annotation, molecular function: structural constituent of ribosome.